AUGAGCUUCUCGGGAAGCACGGCAUGCGUGUUCGCCGGCAGCCAGGCGUCGGCCAGUGCAUCACGGACGCACCUUCGCCGCCUCCUCUUCGGCAGCCUAGCUUUCCCUCCGCUGUGCAGCGGGUGCGUCUUUUUCGUUCGCUGGCGAGCCGACGGCGGUGCCGAUGACCUCUUGCGUUUAGUGACCGCCCUCGGGUAUGGUGCUGCAACGCUCCGCAUCCAAGCCACAAAUCGCAUCUGGGGCGUCAAGGAGGUUGAUAGCGUCCGAUUGUGGCGUGUGAUGCGACGGGUGAUUCUCGCACGAUGCAUUGCUUUUGCGUGGGGGACCGUCGCCCUCUACCUCUUGCAGACUAUUGCGCCGGAAGCGUGCAGAUCACUUGACACGUAUGUUCCAAGAGAUUUGUCGCUUCCCGCCGCGCUCAGUGCUCUCCUCGGCACUGCCACUGCCUAUGCCGCUGCGACUGAGGGCACCCGGCGGCGCGUGUUGCGGCUGUGGCAGGUGCCGCUCUCCUCCCUCCUCCCACAGGACCUCGGCGAGCUUGCGCCGCUCCUCGAGCUCGACCGGAGGCGCCGGCAGUUUUCGAAAGCCUUCGUGGGCGGCGGGUCCGCUGUGGCCGGCGCAGACGCCACGACUCCCGCAGGGUUGCGGCGUACCACGGCAACGCGCGCACCGUUGCGCCGGCGCGGCGAGGGUUCGCUUCGCGAUCCCCUCAACACAUCUGUUUAG
This is a messenger RNA of Emiliania huxleyi CCMP1516, 726 nucleotides long. RefSeq lists its product as hypothetical. The record is from RefSeq and is a predicted model, not a curated record. The transcript has a single exon. The coding region runs from base 1 to 726 and encodes 241 amino acids. NCBI's taxonomy places the organism in Eukaryota, Haptophyta, Isochrysidales, Noelaerhabdaceae.